Messenger RNA from Engraulis encrasicolus (European anchovy), 3582 nucleotides. RefSeq names its product enolase-phosphatase E1. The coding region runs from base 1279 to 3495 and encodes 738 amino acids. The record is from RefSeq and is a predicted model, not a curated record. The transcript has 3 exons. NCBI's taxonomy places the organism in Eukaryota, Metazoa, Chordata, Actinopteri, Clupeiformes, Engraulidae.
UAUUUAAAACAGAGACAGAGAGAAAGAGCGAGAGAGAAAGAGAGGGAUGCAGACUCCUAUGUUGGCAUCUUUGGCAUUGCACUUUGUCUCUGUGCUCUGCUUACACCUACUACCUUUCAGUCACUCACACACGUCUUUCUCUUGCCUCCGCUCUCUCUCUGCCUCUCUCUCUAUUGGCCCCCGGGGGCCACUGGUUAAAUGUCUGUGAUUCUUCUCUUCACGCUUCCCUAUCUUUUCUCUGAGCUUCCAUUGUUGGCUAAACCACAUGGCAGGUCGAAGAAUGGGCAUGAACUGUUUCCUGACCCUGAUUCACAUGGGGGCCACAGUCAGAAGGGGGUGACUGACUUGCUCGCUGUUGUUUUUCUCUUCUUGGAGGGAAUUUUUCUCCUCUUUAGUUUCGAUUUUGGCGGAUCAAUCACGUCCUGUCCUUAUUCGUUUGUCUCCAAAUGACAGUGGAAUGAAGCCGACGCAGAAAACCAUAAUUAGCCUAUUGCCCAACUCCACAGAGACCGUUUGACCCAGUCUCCAAUGUGUGACUGCAAAAAAACGACAAUAUUCAUCUGAAAACGACGUGGACACUUGAGAGAGUCUGUCAGUUCUGUGGAGGAUGUUCCAGUUGCGUAAACCAGGGAAUGGCGCAACUGUAAGUCUUUAAUUGCAAUCAUAAAUGCUGUGCGCAAAUCACAUGCGAGUGGCUAUUUUCUCCGGGGGAAUAUUAUCUGAACGACACCAUGUCGACCCUGUACAGUAACCCUCUUAGAGAGGGGGGCGGGUGGGCUCGCGGGUGGGGGUGGUCUUCAUGGUUGCUAAGGGCAACGGGGUGAGAUAGAUGGUGUGUAUUUGCGGAGCCGCAGCUGCGCGUGUGCUAAUACCACGGCGACCCUCGCGUACCCGCGCGAUUCACCACACUGGGGUUGGCUCGGCGGAAGCAUGAGGAUGCGAGCGGGGAUUUAGUUUCGGUGUCUUUUCUCGUCUGGAGCAGAUUAUUACCUUUCUCUACACACGCAGGGACGGAUUUAGCCACACGAAGCAAGGUUUGUGGCGCAUGCGGUCAUCACAGAAUAUGAUGCACAGGACCCCGUCCCCAAAGGGAAAUUGGACCAGAGCACUGCCAGAUGUACUGACAAGUGCUCAAUGAACUCACACCGUGGGAGCAGAAGGAAAUAUAUAUUUUUGAUACCUUGACAAGGACAAUAAAGAGAGGCAGGGCCAAACUGUGACUGCACAUUUAUAUUUUUAUUUUUUUCAUUUUUGGCCUCCCCCUGUUGAAAAACCAACAUGGCGGCCACAGAGGCUUGUGCUGCCCCAGUGCCAGCAGAGAGCACAGACACCACUACUACUAAAGCGGAGGAUGUGAAGCCCACCAACGCUGAACCCGCCAAUGCAGAACAACCGGCGCCGGCAGCAGCCCCAGCAGAGGCACCGGCCAAACAGGCAGACGAGACGAAAGAGACGACGGCAGCAAACGACGCCCCCCAGAGCACAGAGCCGCAGCCAGCAGCAGAGCAGCCCGCAGCCGACGGCAAAGCCAACAAGCCGGCCUCGGAAAACAUCCUGGGCUCCUUCCUGAACAAAAGCGGCCUGGGCAAGCUGAUGGGAGGCGGAAAGAAGAAGAAAGAGCCCAGCGCAGGUGCAGAGGACGGCGCUCCCGCCAAUGCCGGAGCUGACGCAGACAAGGACAAGAGCCAAGCGGACGAAGGCAACAAGGAGCAGCCGGCCGCCGACGGCAACGAGGCCGACGGCGAGGGGGCCGAGGACCCGGCCAUCGAGAAGGCGCCAGAGAACGACGAGGCAGCCGCCUCCGGGAAGGACGCCAAGCAGGCAAAGCAGGGCGAGAAGUCCAGCGUGAGGGACCUCAUCCGCAAGCCAGUCGCCCGCAUUUUCUCACACAGGAGCACAGAGAAGAAAGAAGGCGGAGAGAGCAAGAAGGGCGGCAAGGUGGUCAGGACCAGGUCCCUGGACAGGCUGGAGGACGCAGACGCCAGCACCGUCACGACAGAGAUGGCGGAAGAUGUUCAGGAGGCGGCGGAGGAGUCCGACAAGUCCGUCGGUGGCGCCUCAGCGCACACCACGAAACACAUGAAACGCUGGCACUCCUUCAAGAAGAUGAUGGCCCAGAAGACGCACAAGAAAAGCACAGACGACGCCAAGGAUGAGGAAGGCGCAGACGGAGCCGGGGACACUUCCACGCUCGACUCAACGUCAAAAUCAGAACACUCCGGCCAGAAGAGGUGGAAGCUGAAGAGGUCGUGGACGUUCCAGGGCCUGAAGAGGGACAUAUCAGUCACAGGCUUCCACAAGUCCAAGGAGGGCGAGAAGGAGGGCGCAGAGAAAACAGACGAGGCUGCAGAGAGCGCGGAGAACGACGAGGGUGCCGCCGCGGCGGCCAGCACAGACGAGGCUGCCGCCAAGGCCGCAGAAGAUGGAGAGGGACAGGACAAGAGCGAAGCAGCGGAGGGUGGCGAGGAAGACAAGGCAGCUGCGGCCGAAAAACGCGGCAAAUCAGUGGACCAGCACGCCAACGAGAUCUGGACCUCCUUCAAGAAGCGCGUCACCCCCAAGUCCAAAAAGUCGACGGAUGCCAGCGCCACGCCAGAGGAAGGUGCUGCAGCUGAGGGUGCGGCAGCAGCAGCAGCAGCGGCGGCGCCGACGGGCGAGCAGGGCGAACAGACAGAGGAGCAGGCAUCUAAAGACAAAGACGGCAAGUCGGCCAAGGCAAAGCGCACACACUUCAACCGCGCCGUGUCACUAAAGAACUUCAUCAUGCGCAAGGGCGGCAAGGGCACCAGCGUGGAGGGUGAGGCCAAGGAGGAGGGCGCAGAGGGCCAGGAGGGCACCACCAGCGAAGAGGCGGAGGCCCCCAAAGAUGAGGGCGCCGCCGCCGAGACAACCACAGCCGCCGCGGCGACGACAGAUGCCCCUGCGACCGAAGCCAAGAAAGAGGAGCCGGCUGCAGCCGCCGCCGCUGCUCCCGCCGCCGACAAGAAAGUGGAUGAGAAGAAGGCCGACGAGAAGAAGCCAGAUGAGAAGAAGGCAGAUGAGAAAAAGGCUGAUGAGAAGAAGGCCGAGACCAAGGCAGCUGAUGCCGACAAGAAGAAGUCAGAGCCGGCCACAGCGGCUGCUCCCAAGCAGCCAGAGAAGGAGAAGGAGAAGGAGAAAGAAAAGGAGAAGGAGAAGAAGGAGGCGCCGGUGGAGUCUCCGCGCCCGGCCGACACGGCCACCACGGGAGAGGAGCCCGCGGCCGAGGCCAAGACCAGCCGGGAGAACGGAUGCCCGGACGGCACGGCGCACAAUCACGAGGCGGCGCAGGACGGCGAGGCCAACGCCGACGCCAACGAGAGCCUCAACUGCAAGGAGGAGGAGGCGGCCGUCAUCGACGACGGGGUGACGGGCGACGGCAAGGCCAAGGACGGCAAGAUCCUCAGCCCGGACGGCAAGUGCGGCGGCAAGGGAAACGCAAAUGCCCAAAGCGAAAAAAAGGCGGGAAACGUGUGAAGCUACACACGGAGGAUUAGCGCUGCAUGGGAUUCUGCGAGAAGCUUUGCCCCUCCCCCCACAACCCCCCCUUCCUUCGUCCUCCCC